AUGAUUCUCGUUUUGUCCGGUCUCGGUUACGUUGCGUAUAGUAACUCAAAGCCAUUCAAGCAUACGUUGCUCGCUAUAGUUCGCUGCGCAAGAGUUGGAGAGGCUGCUGUACUCGGAGCCAUCGACUACAAAUGGAUCUUUGCGCGAUCGUACGGAACGGAGGAAGAAAUGGCGCAGGCAUAUUCAGAGUGCCACACGCGCAGCGCGAAGAGGGUAUUGAAGGCUCUGCUGGCGAAUGGAGGUGUUUUCAUAAAAUUGGGGCAACAUAUGUCGUCUCUUAUUAUGCUGCCGAGGGAAUGGACCAGCACUAUGAGGCCGCUGCAGGAUCAGUGCGAGCCUACACCGUAUGAAAAUUUGGAAGCCCUAUUUCUCUCUGACAUGGGCGCAUCUAUAGACGAGCUGUUCGACGAUUUCGACCCAAAUCCCAUUGGAGUGGCCAGUCUAGCGCAGGUACAUGUCGGACAUCAUAAGGCCUCCGGUAAACGCGUUGCUGUCAAGCUACAACAUCCUCACUUAGCAGAGUUUUGCGAUAUUGACAUGGCAAUGGUCGAAGUUGCUCUGGGAUGGAUCAAAUAUUGGUUUCCAGAGUUCGAGUUCACUUGGCUUGGAGAAGAGAUGCGAGAGAAUCUUCCUAAAGAGACGGAUUUUGUCCACGAAGCAACAAAUGCGAAGAAGACCGCCGACGACUUCAAGAAUACGAGAACUUCUCUUUAUAUUCCCGAGGUCAUUGUUGCUAAAAAACGAGUGCUCGUUAUGGAAUAUAUCCAAGGAGCCCGAGUGGAUGAUCUGGAAUACUUGGCCGAUGCCAACAUCGACCGUAAUAAAGUUGCUUUGGAGCUAUCCCGCAUAUUUAAUCAAAUGAUUUUCAUCAACGGCUGGUUUCACGCGGACCCUCACCUUGGGAAUCUAUUAAUUCGGCUUGCACCGCAAACGUCCAAAUCUCCCUAUAAUUUUGAAGUCGUUCUACUUGAUCAUGGCUUGUACUUUGACCUUGAUACGCCACUUCGUGUCAAUUAUGGCAAGUUCUGGCUCUCUCUUUUCGCCCCCGCUAGCGAGGCCGCCAAUGCUGAUCGCCGAAAAUACGCUCAGUUAGUUGGGAAUGUUGGCCCGGACUUGUACCCUAUAUUUGAAGCAGCCAUGACGGGACGUGCUGGUUUAGAGGGGACUUUCGAAAGCGGUACUUUCGAACGUGCCUCAGAUAUGAUGAGCAUAUCUCGACAAACCGAGGAGGAAGUACGGCUGAUACAGGAUACGAUCAUGAUGCGAGAGGGGAUGUUUGCAUCGAUUCUGCACGUCCUGAGACAUGUCCCAAGGAGAGUGCUUAUGGUGUUAAAGGUCAACGACCUGCUAAGGAAUCUGGAUCACUCUUUGAUGACGACACACUCAAAUGUUCGAAUAUUUUUGAUCAUGGCCAAAUAUUGUAUAUAUGCGGUAUGGCAAGACGAUCGGUUGCGUGUAAUAGACAGUAUAAGAGACAGGGGAUUGUUCUCGCUUGGCUUAUUUUUUGACUAUUUCAGGUGUUGGUGGCGAUAUCGAAAAUCAUACACGCAAGUCGUGUUGGCCGAAUCCGUCAUGGACAUCCAAGCCCACUUUGUGAUAACGAGGGCUUGGAUUCGUGGGUUGUUGACCAAGGGGUUUAGAGGCGCGCAUUUAGCUGCGGCUGGUCUCGCAUGA
Molecule: messenger RNA, 1674 nt
Organism: Guyanagaster necrorhizus
Lineage: Eukaryota; Fungi; Basidiomycota; Agaricomycetes; Agaricales; Physalacriaceae
Product: ABC1-domain-containing protein
Exons: 12
Coding region: 1-1674 (557 amino acids)
Biological process (GO): lipid homeostasis; mitochondrion organization
Cellular component (GO): mitochondrial inner membrane
Source: RefSeq, a predicted model, not a curated record